Messenger RNA from Paramuricea clavata, 4184 nucleotides. Lineage: Eukaryota; Metazoa; Cnidaria; Anthozoa; Malacalcyonacea; Plexauridae. The record is from the annotation of a GenBank genome assembly.
AGGACAUGACGUCAUGUCUGAUCAGACAAGGUCACAAGGAUUGUCAGAAUUCGAAAAGAACUGCUACAUGUUGCACAACGUUUGAAAAAUGGCUUCAGAUUUUAUUCUUUUCACUUGUACGCUGUUCUUUUUACAAUUUUUAAACAUUGAAGUUGGAAAUGCACAAAGAUACAGCUAUGAAACACCAAACAUGGCAGGCAAAUUCACUCGGAAAGAGUUGCAAAUGGCUAGACCUAUAAUUGAGAACGCUAUUAAUAUUGCUCUAAAUGACGCUUUCAAACAAUCCAAUACAUCUAACAAUACAUCAGAAUGCAUGAAUACGGUAAAAAACUCGACGAGCAGUGCAUUUUCAUGUAAGUACACGGUAUGGUUUGUCAGGUAUUCUCUUAUUGUUUAAAUGUUUAAUGAAAUGUAUACUGUCAUUUAUAUAUAUCAGUGUUUAAUAUAUAAAGUGUAAUAUAUAUAAUGAUAGUGUGCAUAUUAAUUAUAGAGUGUGUAAAUGACGAAGCAAAUACCCCCUUUCUAUAAUUAUUUCUAUAAUCUAAAGAAGAUUGUAAAAUAUAAUGUCAAUUUGAUUUAACGAUUUUCCUGGCAUAUCUCACUCAAUAUUUGAAUUAUACUCUCGAUUUCAAUUUGCUUUUGAAAUCUGACUUUGAAUGUUUAUUUAUAACUUCGAAAUGUUUGUUGCAAAGUUUUGAAAUUCGUUUUGAAUUUCGUUCCGAAUAAACAUAAAAUAAACAUUGGAAGUCAGAUUUCAAAAGUAAACUGAAAUCGAGAGUAAAUAGUUGGGUUUGUAGAUGAAAAUUAUCGAGUGUAAAUUUUAUAUACAUUUAUUUAACCUAACCAGGACAGUGGCGAAGCCAGCCCGACUUUUUACUCCUGCUAUGUAAAUUUCAAUUCAUUAUCAUUAUUAUUUUCUUUACAAAUCGAUUGUUUUUACAGAUCAUUAACUCGGAAAAAUUAACAUAGCAGGAGUAAAUAGUCAGGCUGACUUCGCUUCUGAACCAGGAACAGCUGAGAAAAAUGCAACUAUACUGGCAUCCUUUAGUUGGAAUCGAACCUGCGACCCUUGAUUCUGGUGCAGCGCCAGGGGUGGAAAAAGUAUCGGAACCUGGGAACCUAGUUCCCAGAAAUUUUUUUGAGUUGAGAGUUUUGCAGAAAAUUUUCCAGCAAAUAUUUCAACAUUUUGAGAUAACUCUGUUUACUCAACUUACAAGUUACAACUAUUCUACUUUAUUUACACUGUACAUGCUAACAUCAGCAGCCUUUUAAAUAUUUGACAGAAAUUAAUUCUUUUACCCACCCCUGCCAUCACAAUGAGGUAAAAUGGUAAAUACAUGCUCUGCAAAGUCUCCAAUAAAAUGCAAAUUAAAUAGUAAACAAAUAAAAGUGAUGGAAUAAAUAAGAUGAUAGGACACUUAGUUAAGCGUUAGAUCCUUCCUAGUUGGUCAUCACUUACAACUGUGGUAUAUAACAGACAUUGUGAUACAUGUACGAGCAUACAAAAACCAGCCUAUUUAAGCCUAUUAUUACUAAAGUACAAAUAAUACAAUAAUUAUGCAUUUGUUUUGUUAUUUUUGUAAUUGUAACAUAUUGCAAAUGUUACAGAAAAUUUCUAGACUUUGACCCAGGUUCCCAGAAAGAAAAAAAAUUUUCCCACAGUGCUAUAACCAACUGAUCUACAGACUGAGGUCAGUUGUCAAGCUCUAACCACAAGUUUAUGUACUUAAUUGUGGUUAGAGCUUGGUACAGGCGGACGUAUAGUUGUAUUUUUCUAAAUUUGAAAUUCCAUUGCCCAAUUUAGACCAUGUAUUAAGCAUGUAAAAAUAAAAAGAAUCAAAUAGUUCCCCAGGGCUCAAAACAGAAAAAUUGUAGCCUGAUAAACUAUUUUUGUUUGCCAAAAUGGUUCUAGUCAUCUAUGGGAGAAAUGAAUGUUAAUUAAUUUGCUCCAUGUAUUUCAAUCAAGUAUUCAGGGCUAACAAGAGGUAUUCAUAAUAGCAACCUAAAUUUGCCCCCCUGAUGUGGAGACCUUACCCUAUUAGAUCAGUGCUCCCAACCACACACCUAAUCAUUUCAUAGAGUGUCCAUCACUGUUCCCCUGCCCCUCAGCUUUCUUAACUUGUGCCUUAAGUUAACAUAUUCCCAGGGCCGUAGCUAGGCCGAUAACUUGGGGGGGAGGUGUAUAUUCAUAUAUUUGUGUUCUGCCCGACAGAUUUCUUUUGAAAGCGAUUGUUUUUACGGUAUGUGAACAUGAAUAUAUGGAUAUACACCCCCCCCCCCUGCAUCUAUACCUACAGCCCUGCAUAUUCCCAUAAUAAUAAUCUAUUUCAACCCAAGAUUUUGAUGCGGCUGGUAAACUUCCUGCUGGUUUUUCCCGUGGUCACACAGUGUGGUUGGGUUCAUUCGACACCUGUCAAGAUAUACCAGAUGCUCAUUACUGUUUGUUAAAUUUCAAAAUUAAAAUUAAUAUUCUGCCACAAGUUAUAAAUAAGGUAUCCAGAAAUAUUAUUCCUAGCAAUUAUUGAAUUACUCUAUAUUAGUCAAUUAUAAUCCAUGAAAGAUUGUGCUGUGAUUAUAAUUCAGAAAUAGGCCAUUUUAAUGGUUGAAUGCCCACAGACAGCAGCGUGAGAAUCAGAGGCUUCAUGCUAAAUGUAACAUUUCUAUUCUAUUAGCAAAUUAGAACUGAGCCUCAACUUGGUAUAACUGUUCUUGACAAAUAAAGUGUAAUUUGGUAAUGGUUUAUUCCAAGAAGGUUGUAAAAAACAUGAAUGAAUAGCUGGUGACCAUUUCCAGGGUGUUAGCUGGCUAGCCCAUAUUAACUGUCCGUUUGACGGACUCUUCCCAAUUGAAGGGGCUUUCCAUUUUUUUCUAUAUCAAAGAACAUUUUAUUACUUUUUCCCAUUAACUAUUUUCUCAAAAUGUAUCGUGUUUCAUUCAUAUUGGGUGUGUAUUCACUGAAAUGAAAUGUACAAAACAAAGUGUAAUCAGUGUGCAUCCGUGUUCAUUCACUGGAAAUGAAAUAUACAAAAUGAAUCGGGUGCAUUUUUCAGUGUUCAUUCACCGGAAAUGAAAUGUACAAAACCAAGCUACCGUUGUUUGCAUCUAAGAAGAAACACGUUGGAAAAAACACUAUUUAUUCCUACACAAGGACUUUGAUCGAUCACUUUCCCAAUUUACGUUUAACGGACAAAACUUUUUUCUGGCGAACACCCUGAUAUCAUAUGAUGAACGUAGUAGAAUAUCAUCAGUGGCAUAAUGCUCAUUGGGUAGGGUAUCUCCCAGAAAAUUAGAAACCGUAAAACAUGCAGGUUAAAUUAAGAAUCAGUGGGAAAAUUCAAAAUUGAUAACACUAAAUAAUAAAGCCUCCAUUGACAACAGUACAGCUGUUUUUUUAUCGCCAUGCAAACUUACAGUACAAAGAACUUAUUCUUAUUAGUUGUCACAUGUUGGAGACUGUUAUUGUUGCACAGAAUUUUCAAAGACAUUCUAUAAAAUAAAUAAUAAAAUAUUCACUGAUAUUAAUAAUAUUUCAGUUAAUUAAACAAUAACAACAGUCAACAGGGGCCCCACACCAAAUGUGUAGGGGCCCCCACUUCCUUCAUUACGCCACUGAAUCUCACAUUUAUGCAGGGUUCCCAAUAAACAUCCGCAUCUGGCAAUAUUCGCAGCUGUAGCAAUAUUAAAUAAUUGCCAGCUAUUUCUCCAGAUUUAUUAAAACAAAAUAUUUCCUCCUUACGAAAGAAAUGUCAAGAUAAAGACCCUUUAUAACAUAAAUUAUUUGGAUGACAAAAUUACUACUCUCCAAAAAUGCCAUUUCAGAUGGUCCAAAUUUCAAAAUCUUCAUGGAGAGACGCCUUCAGACCUCUCUUGGUGAGGUAUCUUCAACAGGACAUAGUCGCCUACUUCUUUCAAAAAGCCAUGCACCCACUGCAAAUUCUGUUGGGGACCCUGUCAUGAUGUCUAAUUUACCCUGAUAGUGAGUGGAGAGGUUAGCACCAUUUCGUUUUUGAUAUCCAUUCGAUCAAUAGUUGUUUUAUUGUUUACUUUUUAGUCAAUUCCAUUGAAACUUGCUUUGUGUGUACCAUCUGUGUGUGGACCUGUUGAUCUUGGUGAAUGGCGUGCAAGUAAUUCCACUAAAUGUGAGUUGUCAUUUCUACAGUAAUCUUGUUAAGGCCUAUUUCCAC